UGAGGACAGGGGUGAACAUUUUCACAUCUCACAGACUAGUUUUUCUUCGUCCUAAACUCAUGAUGUUUGUCAGCUUGUUUUUCCUCUUCCUCCUCAUGGACGGGGCAUCCUCAAAGGAGAACUGCAGCUACCAAGAUGUUUUGAAUCACUUAAAUUUGAACUACAACAAUAAACUGUUCUACAUGACCCGGCCUGUUAUUAACUACACAACAGUCACAGAGGUGAACUUGGAUUUGCUGCUCUAUGCCAUUCUAGAGAUGAAAGAGAAGGAACAGCUAUUUGUGCCUUAUGUUUGGAUCACCAUGUGGUGGAAUAAUGAUUACAUUAGUUGGAAUCCUGAUGAGUUUUGCGGUAUUUCCUCUUUAUCUGUGCCAACUGAAAUCAUGUGGAAGCCAGAUCUGACCAUUGAGGAGACGAUAGAGAAAGACAGUGCCCCACCUAGUCCAUACGUCACCAUUACAAGUAGAGGGAAUGUUGAACUCACAAACGACCAGGUCUUGGUCAGCACCUGCAGGAUGCAGGUUUACAGAUUCCCUUUUGACACUCAGAGCUGCAACCUCACUUUCAAGUCUUUCAUACACUCCGACGAGGAAAUCAAGCUUGUCUACUAUGGCAACUCUUCAGCAGCCACAGAGGAGUCUCGUGAGUUGAUGCGGACCCAGUCUGAGUGGCUGUUCAUCAACAUAACCGUCACCAGCCAAACUAUCCAAUAUUACAGCUUUAACCAAACCUUGGUCAUUUACACUAUCAACAUGAAGAGAAGGUCGGCACUCUACAUUGUCAACUUUCUUCUUCCAAUUGUGUUCUUCCUGUGUCUGGACUUAGCCUCCUUCCUGAUCUCAGACAGCGGCGGUGAGAAGCUGAGCUUCAAGAUCACGGUGCUUCUCGCUGUAACUGUGAUGCAGCUCAUUCUCAAUGAUAUUCUGCCUUCCUCUUCAAACAGGAUUCCACUAAUAGCCACCUACUGCAUUGGGAUUUUUGCACUGAUGAUGCUCAGCCUCCUGGAGAGUGUUUUUGUGAUGUAUCUGACGGAGAAAGACAACGCACCACAGGACAAUGAGACAGAUGAAGACCUGAAGCUAAGUGAGGACAAACGAGACAAAACCAGACCUGAAAGAGAGGUGAAUAAACUGUCUCAUUCUACAUCUGGCUGUGAUGUGUCUCCUAUUAAGACGCCAUCUGAAAUGCUGCCGGUGGCAAAAGAGGUUAGAGAUGGCAAUAUCCAACAGAUGAAGGUAUCCCUGGCCAAUGAUGAGCUGAGCCAGCUGAUAAAAACUCUUACUUUACACCUUAGCAGCAGGAAGGAGGAAGCAAAACCUGGCUACUGGACCAGAGUGGCUAAAAGAAUCAACAAUGCCUUUUUCCUUUUCUAUUUCUCAGUUGCAAGUCUGUUUUUAAUCUAUAUGUUUUUCAAAUGGGUUCAGUAGUGCUAAAUAAUAAUAGUAACAAUUAUAUGUUUCUGCUUCUGGUUUAGUUUUGCUGCAUUGAGAAACAACAUGUAAUCACUUGUAGGCUAGCAUUUUUAAAGGAAUACUUCAACGAUUUACAUUUAGCUUUGUAUUACUAGAA
Molecule: messenger RNA, 1569 nt
Organism: Solea senegalensis (Senegalese sole)
Lineage: Eukaryota; Metazoa; Chordata; Actinopteri; Pleuronectiformes; Soleidae
Product: 5-hydroxytryptamine receptor 3A-like
Exons: 10
Coding region: 60-1427 (455 amino acids)
Biological process (GO): nervous system process; monoatomic ion transmembrane transport; regulation of membrane potential
Cellular component (GO): membrane; neuron projection; synapse
Molecular function (GO): neurotransmitter receptor activity; transmembrane signaling receptor activity; extracellular ligand-gated monoatomic ion channel activity
Source: RefSeq, a predicted model, not a curated record